Microtus ochrogaster (prairie vole) is the source of this 1742-nucleotide messenger RNA. It is a transcript of the gene F11r, whose product is annotated as F11 receptor. Gene Ontology annotation, biological process: establishment of endothelial intestinal barrier; regulation of membrane permeability; cell adhesion. Lineage: Eukaryota; Metazoa; Chordata; Mammalia; Rodentia; Cricetidae. The record is from RefSeq and is a predicted model, not a curated record. Gene Ontology annotation, cellular component: bicellular tight junction.
AGAGAAAGGCGGGCUGGACUCAACCUGGCGGCUGGAGUCCAGUCCCAGCGCGGUGGAUCGCGGAGCACGUCCCAGCCGAGUGGCUCGCCCGACGCUUCGGGGUUGUAACUGUAAUGGGCACCGAGGGGAAAACCGGGAAGAAACUGCUGUUUCUCUUCACGUCUGUGAUCCUUGGCUCUUUGGUACAAGGCAAGGGAUCAGUGUACACUUCUCAGCCCGACGUGCAAGUUGCCGAGAAUAACUCUGUCAAGCUGUCCUGUACCUACUCUGGCUUCUCCUCUCCCCGAGUGGAAUGGAAGUUCGUCCAAGGUGACACUACCACGCUUGUUUGCUAUAACAGCCAGAUCACAGCUUCCUAUGCAGGUCGUGUUACCUUCUCGUCCAGUGGUAUCACAUUCAAUUCUGUGACCCGGAAAGACACCGGAGCGUAUACUUGUAUGGUCUCUGAGGACGGUGGCCAGAACUAUGGGGAAGUCAACAUCCACCUCACCGUGCUUGUGCCCCCAUCCAAGCCGACGGUCAAUAUCCCCUCCUCCGUCACCAUUGGGAACAGGGCAGUGCUGACCUGCUCAGAACAAGAUGGUUCCCCACCUUCUGAGUAUUCCUGGUUCAGGGAUGGGAUAGACAUGCUUACAGAUGCCAAGAAAACCCGUGCCUUCGUCAAUUCUUCAUACACCGUUGAUCCAAAGACAGGGGACCUGAUCUUUGAUCCUGUGACAGCCUUUGAUACUGGCGAAUACUACUGUCAAGCCCAGAAUGGCUUUGGGACAGCCACGAGGUCAGAGGCCGUACGCAUGGACGCUGUGGAGCUGAAUGUGGGGGGCAUCGUGGCUGCUGUCCUGGUAACGCUGAUUCUCCUUGGAGUCUUGAUUUUUGGCAUCUGGUUUGCCUACAGCCGAGGAUACUUUGAAAGAACAAAGAAAGGGACCGCACCAAGUAAAAAGGUGAUCUACAGUCAGCCCAGUACUCGAAGUGAGGGGGAGUUCAAACAGACCUCAUCCUUCCUGGUGUGACCUCCUGCGGCUCACCUGUCUCUUCUCCACUUGUCUUACUCAGGUGCUACAGGUUCCAGCCCCUGCUGGCUGUAGCUGCACAGGAUGCCUUCAAUGUCUUCUAGGUCUCACAGGACCCCUUGCUUUUAUUUUAGCUAGGAUACGGUUUUAAUAAGGUCGGCUAUUUCUCCCUCCUCUUUCCUGCUCACCAUGGCCUGAGACUAGUUACAAAGACUCAUUCCCUGUUCUGAUGUGGAAUUGGACAAGAGUCCUAGAUUAGACAGCAAAAAUGACUGGACUGACAGGAACCUGAAACCAGUACCUGGCUGUAAUGGCCUUUGAAUAAGAACUUUUAAGCCUAAUUCCCCAGUUUUCUCUUCACUUGAUGAGGAUGGUUGCCAGCUGCUCUAGAGUGGGAAUUGGAGAAAGGAGGGACUGAAGCAUUCGGUGGUGACCUCAGCUCUUUGGUCUCUGGAGCCUUCUGUCCCCACAAAAUGUGCCACUGGGAUUCUUCUCCUGGAUACAAGCAAAUUGCCAUCACGUCCGUAUGAGGUGGGAGAACUCAGCACUCUCCCAAGAGGCUUGGAGUAAGAGAGAUUUAAACUACUAAUUUAAAGAAAAGGCUGGGACUUGUAGCCGGCAGUCACUCUUCCCUUGACAGGAACAACUGCACAGACCCUUGUAAAGAUGUGUGUGAAUUCUGGAGAUGUGUGCAUUGUAGUCUUGCCCCUUUGUGUGUGUGUGUGUGUG